Molecule: messenger RNA, 2043 nt
Organism: Physcomitrium patens
Lineage: Eukaryota; Viridiplantae; Streptophyta; Bryopsida; Funariales; Funariaceae
Biological process (GO): glycoprotein catabolic process; ERAD pathway; SCF-dependent proteasomal ubiquitin-dependent protein catabolic process
Cellular component (GO): cytoplasm; SCF ubiquitin ligase complex
Molecular function (GO): protein binding; ubiquitin protein ligase activity
Source: RefSeq, a predicted model, not a curated record
CGCCAAACUUUAGUUCCCGCCACCGUUGGCUCUCCAGGUGGCGUGCUGUUCAAAGAUGUUUCCCGCCUUGUUCCCGCCAAGCUUGGCCUUCACACGAGCUACGGAUUCCCUCGCCAUUGCUUCAACUUCUUGCAUACAUCUUCUGAACCUUCGUCUUUGUUACCGUUCUUGCGCCCUCGUCGUCGUUUUGUUGCGGCCCGCAGAUGUUGUCUUAGUUUUAGCCUGUAUUCAGACGUUUUUUUCUGACCUUUUUUUUUUUUUUUUUUUUUUUUUUUUGUUGUUGUUGUUGUUGUUGAAGUGGCCUUGUGUAUUCUACUCGAGGAGUGGUUUAGUUGACGUUUUUCGGACGAGUCCGAGUUUGUGCUCCGGAGUAGAGGAUUUUCCGUCGAUGGGAAUACUAGAGAGCUAGUGAGGCCUGACCUGUGGAGGUUCUGUUCGGCGGUUGACGUCUACUUGCUUGUACAACAUCGCCUGAUUACGUUGAAGAGUGUCGUAUAUCGUUUCAGAGUCGUUGGAAGUAGGAUUGUUUUUGAAGGGAUUUGGAAUCGGAGUGAACGGGGAUUACUUGGACUUAAGUAGACCGGUCGCUACCUCCUAGCGUCACGCGCAAGCUGCGCAUUUCAGGUUUGGGCGGAACUGGUGGAUUUUUUUGACUAUCGUCCUCUUCAUAUAUUCAUAUACAUUCAACAUAUUUUCGAGCGAGUAGAGGUCGGAAACUUUGGUUGCGAAGGUGGGUUUGUAGGCUUGGGUUCUGGAAUCCUCCUGCAAUGGGAGGAGGGAGAGGGGGAGUGACGUGUGAAAGUAUUCCCGAUGUUGUGUUGGCAAAGAUUUUUGCGCUAUUGCCGUCGUCGCAGAUUGCGAGCUCUUGUGCCCUUGUGUGCAAAGCAUGGCGGGACUGUACCUAUGACGCGACUUUGUGGAGUGAAUUGUGCGAGGGCUCUGGAUUGCGUGGAAUUGAUGCAAUGCGAUGCCUUGGCGGAUGGAAGGGUUUGUUCGGUUCUGUGUAUGGCAUUAAUUUGGUCGCUACUCCACAUUUUGAGCGGAUUCACUACCUCGAGGCCGACCGUCUCAAGCACCAAUCAUUGCGGCCGUGGGAGCCGAAGCACCGGCUCAUCAUUGAUCGCAUUUGUAGCGUUGAUGAGAGCGACGAAGAACCUCACUCUUAUGGCUACUGGGCUACCGAGGGUGGCUCUGUUUUCCAGCGCGGUGGUGGCGACGGUGUGUUGCGGGAGCUCCCCCCUGUCGACUGUUGUCCUUGUCCUGCUGCUGCGGAUAAACCUGUUAUGGCUACUUCGUGGGACUGGGGCAAAGUGCAGCAGUACAUUGGUCUUCAAACAUUCUCUAACAAAUUUUUAGAUCUUAGUCCCCCCAUGAUGUUUUCAAUCUGGUAUGCGGGCAAGACAAGCGCCCCAAGUGUUUUCAAAGCACAAGUGAUUCUCCGAGAUGAGCUGAAAAACAUCAUCUUCUGCUGGGAAUCAGGAGAGCUUGAGACUGCUGAUAAUACCUGGAAACAAGUGAAGCAUAUCAUUCAGAAGUAUCCACCUGGGUUGCGAUCAGUCGUUGUGAAAGCAGCAGGGAUGAGCAUUAAGCACAGCGGUGGCUUUCACGGAGCUAAAUUCACGGCUGUGAAGCUGCAAUUUGUGCCGCUUAACGAGGUACCUUUACAUAUAGAUGAACCUAUGCCCAAGAAGUUUUCACAGUUUUGAGGCCUUGAGCGCACACAUAACAUAGCGUCGAAUCAAUGUUAGGUUCCUGGAUCGAAAUUUUUUAUACCGGAAUUGGCUGCCGUGUGUUCUUCAAUGUCCCUCUCCCUUCUUCAAGAGGACUCCCUACCAAUAUGGAGAAAGUGGAGUUGAUCUACAAAAGAUGCAGCAGCUUUGUACUUUAUUUGUGAUCAACUAUCAUAUUGGCACUACGAACUAUUUUGUUCACUGUAUAGUUUAAAUGUCAGUUCUCAACGUACUUGUCCCCCUGGACUAAAAAAUUUCGGAUAUGAGGACGGUUAAACAUGUGUCAACUGAAUCGCUUUUUUUGGAAAUUUUC